AUGUCAAACACUAUAAACGAUCCAUCACGAGCUAAUCAAUAUCGAGUAACUCAACAACCUGAAUUUGUUAAUAAUGGAAUAGACUCUUCACCAAAACCACAUGGUCGUCCGCGAAGUGUAUCAGCAGCCUUGCAUGCAUCAAAUCUUUGUGAUUGUUUAGCUUAUUUUUGCUGUUGUUUUUGUUUAUGCGCGAUCUGUGAAUCAGAUUGCAAUUUAUGCCAUGGUUGUGAUUGCGAUAAUUGUGGUGAUUGUGGUGGUUGUGAUUGUGAUCCAUGUGAUUGCUGA
Adineta steineri is the source of this 285-nucleotide messenger RNA. The record is from the annotation of a GenBank genome assembly. Lineage: Eukaryota; Metazoa; Rotifera; Eurotatoria; Adinetida; Adinetidae.